GUUCCUCACACUCUCUUGUUCAUAUCAUUUCUCCAGUUGUUAUGAUCAAAAUUGCAGUUGCUGCAACAGCUGCAGCCCUGGGAUUAGCUUAUCUAGCUCUAACAAAACCUCGCCCUCCCAAAGUUUGUGGUUCACCAUGUGGUCUUCCAGUGACCUCACCAAGGGUUAAACUCCGCCAUGCAAAACAUAGAGUGCUCUACUCAGCAGCUGCUGAGGAAACACCUUCCCUUCAUCGUGUUGCCAAUGGUAAUACUAAAAACAAAGGAGAGCAGCGGGGAACCCUCCAAAUUCAUUUGUGCUAUCUGUUUUGAUGAAAAACCAGUGUCUGAUAGGUUUAAAUAUUCCGAGUGUAACCACAUCUUUUGUGUACCCUGCCUGACCAAGUAUGCCGCAACCCAGAUGCACCAAAACAUUCUGAAGAUCAUAUGCCCGAACCCAAAUUGUUCCUCGGAAUUGAAACCUAUACAUUUUCAGACCAGUUUGCCUCCCGAAGUUAUUGAUAGAUGGGAAACUGUAAGAUGUGAGUCUUUGAUUGCUGAGUCUCAGAAGACUUACUGCCCCUUUAAGGAUUGUUCGGUUUUGUUGGUGGAUGAUGGAGGAGAAGUUGUGACCAGUGCUGAGUGCCCAUCGUGUCAUCGGCUGUUUUGUGCACAGUGUCGGGUUCCAUGGCAUGGAAUGAUGACUUGUCAGGAAUACCAAAAGGCAAAGAGAAGCUGCAAAAAUGAAAGAGAAUUGGAUAGCAAGUUUUUCAAGUUGGCCGAGAAGGAAAGUUGGCAAAAAUGCCCCAUGUGCAAAUUUUUUGUGCAGAGACAUAGUGGAUGUGAACACAUUAGAUGCAGGUGUGGUUGCGACUUCUGCUACCAUUGUGGGAAGAUUUGGAUAGUUGGACAUGUAUGCAAGAAGCGCCAUUCUGCUUGAAGCUUCAGGGCACAACAGGUAAACAUGAUUUUAUGUAGGAAUUAUAUCGAUUUCGAUAUUAGAAGUAAGCAUCUGUCGGUGAAACUCACCAUGCUACAUAGGUCACUACCCUGAGAUGGUGUUUUCUAGAGUUUUACCUUCAAGCUAGUGUUAUUUCUAGAGUAUAUCUCCAGGCUGGUGUUUUUGGAGUUUACUCUCGAGGACAUUGGGCUAAUGAAUGUCGAACGGCAAAACACUUGGUAAAAUUAUACCAAGCUUCCACAAAAGGAAAAGGAAAAAAUGUGGAGGCUAAUUAUGCUGAUGAUAUCAACCCAAUUUUGCCUAAAUUUGACGUGUCCGAUUUCUACAUGGAUGAUGCUGAAAUUGGUGAUGAAGUGGCCUUUGGUGGAACAACUACUGUUUAAAUAUUUUAAUUUACGUUGUUAUGGUGUGUUUACUUUUAAAAUAAAUGUUUAAAAUCUGUACUUUAAUUUUCAUGUGUACUUGUAUUAUUAUGUCUGUUCUAAAAAAAUUAUAAUAAAAUGUAUGACAUUUG
Messenger RNA from Cuscuta campestris, 1453 nucleotides. NCBI's taxonomy places the organism in Eukaryota, Viridiplantae, Streptophyta, Magnoliopsida, Solanales, Convolvulaceae. The record is from the annotation of a GenBank genome assembly.